AUGGCUGAUGAUGAUCAAGAUACAAAAGAAUACCGGUGGGAGACUGGCUACGAAAAGACUUGGGAGGCUAUUAAAGAGGAUAAGGAUGGUUUAGUGGCGGGUCUUGUGGCUGAGUUCGCCCAGAAAGCGGCCAAGAAAGCUGCGGUACCUCGACGUGGUCCCGUUAGAUUGGGAAUGAUGAGACACUUACUUGUGGCAGUUGACUGCUCUGAUGCAAUGAAUUCACAAGAUCUCAAACCUUCUAGGUUUUUAUGCACACUAAAGUUGCUGGAAAAGUUUGUUGAAGAAUACUUUGAUCAAAAUCCCCUGAGUCAGCUGGGAUUAAUUCUUAUGAAAAACAAAAGGGCAGAAAAACUUACAGAACUUUCUGGCAACAUAAGAAAACACAUAAAAGCUUUACAAGGGUUAUCGGAAAUGUCCCUUAGCGGGGAGCCCUCCCUACAAAAUACUCUAGAGUUGGCUGGUCGCAUACUUAAGCCUCUCCCAGCUCAUGCCUCAAGAGAGCUCUUAGUUUUGUUUGCAUCGCUGACAACGUGUGAUCCUGGAGAUAUCAAUACAACAAUACAGUUAUUGAAAACGGAAGGUAUUAGAUGUUCAGUGAUCGGUUUAGCUGCCGAAGUUAGAAUAUGCAAAAAGUUAUGUCAAGACACAGGUGGUGAAUAUGGUGUCGUACUAGAUGAUGUCCACUAUCGCACGUUGCUGUUGGACUCCACAAGUCCGCCGCCCAGAGCGCGAGCGCUGGACGCGGGGCUGGUCAAGAUGGGUUUCCCACACUCUGCUCCACCAACCGACACGUCUGAUCCGGCUGGAAAUGCAGAUCCACCUAUUUCUGUAUGCAUGUGUCAUUUAGAAGAGGGCGAAGGAGUGGGCGGCGAGGGCCACCUGUGCCCGCAGUGCCGCAGCAAGUACUGCUCGCUGCCCGCGCAGUGCCGCACGUGCGGCCUCACGCUCGCCUCCGCGCCGCACCUCGCCAGAUCCUAUCAUCAUUUAUUUCCUGUGGACCCUUACGAAGAGUUACCGAACGAGGGCCAGGCACAGUAUUGUUUCGCUUGUUUAAGGACAUUUACAGAUCUAGAUAAACAGAUAUACCGCUGCACCCGGUGUCACGAGUUCUAUUGUUGGGAGUGCGAGAGUGUGGUGACCACAACGUUGCACGUGUGCCCUGGCUGUUCCUCCCGCCCUCACCUGUACCAACGACUGCCGGACGCGUCGGGUCACAUCUAG
Messenger RNA from Arctia plantaginis, 1224 nucleotides. The record is from the annotation of a GenBank genome assembly. NCBI's taxonomy places the organism in Eukaryota, Metazoa, Arthropoda, Insecta, Lepidoptera, Erebidae.